UCUUCUUUUCCAUUUGAUUCUGGAAUCUGGAUUCACAGCGCUCAACGUCCUAAACUUUCUCUCUCUAAAAAUCUUCCGGGAAAAAGAAAAGAAAAAACUCUGUCUCUCUAAAAGCUGUGUCUUCGUUUCUCUAGAUUUCAAGGAGGAGAGAUGCCGUUCUGUGACGUCGGCACAUACCAGAACGGUGGAGAUGCAGUGGGGAGCAGCAAUGGAAUCAAGAUUUUCUACAGAACAUACGGCCGCGGACCAAUCAAAGUCCUGAUGAUCAUCGGAUUGGCUGGGACUCACGAUUCAUGGGGUCCCCAAAUCAAGGGGCUGACCGGGACGGUGACGCCCAAUGAUGAUGAACUGACGGCAGUGGAUCAGAACCCAGCUGAAGUUGGAGCUGCCGGAGACAAUGAGGGUGGUGUAGAGGUCUGUGCUUUCGACAAUCGUGGAAUGGGUCGUAGCUCUAUACCCACCAAAAAAUCAGAAUAUACAACAUGUAUCAUGGCAAAAGAUGCAAUAGCUGUAAUGGAUCACCUGGGUUGGAGAAAAGCCCAUGUUUUGGGGCAUUCAAUGGGAGCUAUGAUAGCUUGCAAAUUGGCAGCAAUUGCACCAGAUAGAAUUCUGUCAUUGGCUUUACUGAAUGUUACUGGUGGUGGUUAUCAGUGUUUUCCAAAGCUUGACCGUCAAACUUUAUCAAUAGCAAUCCGUUUCUUGAAGGCAAAGACUCCUGAGCAGAGGGCAGCUGUUGACUUGGACACCCACUAUACAAAGGAAUAUCUCGAGGAAUAUGUUGGACCUAACACAAGAAGAGCAAUUUUAUAUCAAGAGUAUGUGAAAGGUAUAUCAGCAACUGGGAUGCAGUCAAAUUAUGGUUUUGAUGGUCAAAUUCAUGCUUGCUGGACACAUAAAAUAUCACGAACAGAACUUGAAGUAAUCCGCUCUGCUGGAUUUCUUAUAUCAGUCAUUCAUGGCAGGCAGGACAUCAUAGCUCAAGUAUAUUAUGCAUGGAGACUUGCAGAGAAACUGCAGCCUUUUUCUAGAAUGAUAGAACUUCAUGGAGGGCAUCUAGUGAGUCAUGAGAGGACUGAAGAGGUCAAUCAAGCUAUUCUUGAGUUGAUCAAGGCAUCAGAACAGAAGAUAAGCCCACAUGAAUGGACAAAUUUGCCCAGCAAAAGCUCCGGGUGGGUAAUUACACGGACAUCAUUUACCGGAACAAAUUCUGAGGGAGGAAGCGUUCUAUCUUUCAUGGCUGUCAUUUUAACAAAGCUACAUCUAUUCCUAUUAUAUCUCCUUGGGCUCUUUGCGUUAGCAUUUGAGUAUGCACGAAGAGCUUUAAGAAGUAUAAAACCAGUAAGAGUUGGAGCUACACUAACUUUAGCAUAAGCUAAUAUUGACAAAGCCUCUUUGUCUACUGGGUAUUUUUUAAAAUUGUGACCCCAGUAAUGUGGCUCUUUCUUGAUAUAAGCAGUCCGCUUUCUAAUAUAACCUUCAAGUGUGUAUCAAGCAAUGAAUACACAGGAUCGAUACAACUAGUUUUGAUGACAAGAUGGUCAUAUAUGUGGUGAUACAGCUUCUUUGAUGCAAUUGAGGCAUGAAAGGACAAAGCACAGCAAAAUUUUAAGGAGGAUACUCUUGCCCUUUUAGUUGCAUCUGUUCAAUGUCAACUAAGUGUGGUCCAAUACGCGUUUUUUCACUGUACUUGCAUCCUUGUAUUUAUGAAAAGGUCAAAGAUUACUUUUGUUCACAAAAUGUUGUGCUCCCUGAAAUAGGGAGAGAAUGUUUGGUAUAUUGAUGCAGUGUGCAAUUACAAGAGAUCUUAAAUAAUUUGAGAUGAAUGUUUGAUGAGAAAUGUUCUACUUUUACCAACCACUCAAUUAUUAAUCCAAUAAUAAGUUGAUUAAA
Cornus florida is the source of this 1890-nucleotide messenger RNA. RefSeq lists its product as uncharacterized. Gene Ontology annotation, molecular function: catalytic activity. The coding region runs from base 151 to 1371 and encodes 406 amino acids. NCBI's taxonomy places the organism in Eukaryota, Viridiplantae, Streptophyta, Magnoliopsida, Cornales, Cornaceae. The transcript is spliced from 11 exons. The record is from RefSeq and is a predicted model, not a curated record.